Messenger RNA from Calliphora vicina (urban bluebottle blowfly), 2070 nucleotides. It is a transcript of the gene Tsf1, whose product is annotated as Transferrin 1. Gene Ontology annotation, biological process: iron ion transport. The transcript has 7 exons. Gene Ontology annotation, cellular component: recycling endosome; plasma membrane; extracellular region. NCBI's taxonomy places the organism in Eukaryota, Metazoa, Arthropoda, Insecta, Diptera, Calliphoridae. The record is from RefSeq and is a predicted model, not a curated record. Bases 90 to 1985 code for a protein of 631 amino acids.
AACAAUAAGCAGUUUAACAAGUGAUCUCAGGUUGAGAGGAGGUUCUUAAAUUUUUCGCAUUUCAUAAACAGCUUUAAUUAAACUUAAUAAUGAUUUUAAUUAACUUAAUCAAACUAGCAGCUGUGCUAGGAGUAUUAGCUCUAGCCCAGGCAAAAUCAGACGAUCAAAUCUAUCGUAUGUGCGUACCUCAUAAAUACUAUAACGAUUGCUUAAAUUUGCUUAAGGAUCCUUCGGAGGCCGGUAUACGCAUGGAAUGUGUGGCCGGUAGAGAUCGCAUCGAUUGUUUGGACAUGAUCAAUCAACGUAAAGCUGAUGUCUUGGCUUCGGAACCUGAGGAUAUGUAUGUGGCUUAUCAUACCAAAAAUGCCGAUUACCGGGUUAUUUCCGAAAUCAGAACCAAGGAAGAUAAGGAUGCUGAUUUCCGUUAUGAAGGCAUCAUUUUGGUGAAAAAGAACUCCAACAUUCACACUCUUAAAGAAUUGAGAGGUGCUAAAUCUUGUCAUACUGGUUUCGGUCGUAAUGUUGGCUUCAAGAUUCCCGUCACCAAAUUGAAGAACUCUCACAUUUUGAAGGUCUCCAUGGAUCCUGAAUUGACAGCUACCGAACGUGAACUUAAAGCAUUGUCCGAAUUCUUCUCGCAAUCCUGUUUGGUGGGCACUUAUUCACCAUAUCCCGAAACUGAUCGUUUGUUGAAGAAAAAAUACUCUAACUUGUGUGCUCUCUGUGAGAAUCCCGAACAGUGUAAUUAUCCUGAUAAAUUCUCGGGCUACGAUGGUGCUAUUCGUUGUUUGGACAAGGGCAAGGGUGAAGUGGCCUUUACUAAAGUGCAAUUUAUUAAGAAAUACUUUGGUAUGACUCCCGGUACUACUGCUGAAGGUGAUGCUUCCGAAUUCGAAUACCUGUGUGAAGAUGGCUCCAGACGUCCCAUUACCGGACCGGCUUGCUCCUGGGCUCAACGUCCUUGGACCGGUUAUAUUUCCAAUGUUGAUGCUGUUAGUGGUGAUGAGAAAUUACACAAUUUGCAACAUCGUCUAGAGAAAUUCUUUGAAAAUGGUUUGCAUGCUGAAAACAAGGAAGCCGCUUCUCACUUGCUCAUCAAUGAAAAUGCCGUAUACCACAGCAAACCCAAGGCAGUAGAUCCCAAAGAAUAUUUGGAAAAGGCUGGCUACAAAGAUGUGAUUGAACGUGAUGGCUCUGCUAUAAGAAAAAUGAAAAUGUGUGCCCAAACUGAUGUUGAAAUGAAGAAAUGCGAUACCAUGCGUCGUGCUGCUUACUCCCGUGACAUUCGUCCAGAACUUGAAUGUGUGCAAGAGAAGGAUUGUAUUGUGGCUGUUAAGGAGGGCAAGGCUGAUAUGGUAGCUGUACAUGCCAACAACUACAAAGAAGCCAGAGAAGACAAACUCAAACCCAUUGUCUAUGAGGGCUAUGGCCCCAACAAUGUCUAUGUAGCUGUAGUAGAAACAUCUCUAACCAAGGACAAUAUACAAAACAUGCCAGUUCACUAUAAUGGCCAAGAUCAUAGAGCCGAAAAGGCCGCCGCCUAUCUUAACAAGUUGAGAGGCAUUAACACCUGUCAAACCACUCCCUCCUCCGAAAAGAACAUCAUGAUUGUCAACUCCAAAGAUUUGGAACAAUACAAGAACAAACAAUUGUUGUGCAGCAAUUUAGAAAAGAAACCCGUUACCGAAUGGGAAUCUUGCAAUUUGGAAGCUAAUCUUCCAGUGGCCGUUUUCAUUAGAGAAGCAAUGACCCCUGUCGAACAAGAGACCAUGAAACAUUUGUUCUUGUCGUUGUCGCAGAAAUUCGGUAAAGCUGGCAAGUUGGCUGAUGUCUUUGCUUUGUUCGGUGAAUACAAGGAAAAUGAAAAGGAUAUUUUGUUCGACGAUGAUGCCGUUGAAUUUACCACCGAACUGAAGAAUGUCAAUACGAAUGAACAGACUUACAACAGUUUGAAAUGUGAUACGAAUGCCAUUAAAAAGAAUUAACUUUUUUAGUUGUAAUUCUUUUGCAAAAAUUAUUUUUUUACAUGUAAAGUUAAACAAUAAAAAACACGUGAAUUAUUAAAAAAUA